Branchiostoma belcheri (Belcher's lancelet) is the source of this 467-nucleotide messenger RNA. Its product is annotated as FAS-associated death domain protein-like. Bases 89 to 424 code for a protein of 111 amino acids. Lineage: Eukaryota; Metazoa; Chordata; Leptocardii; Amphioxiformes; Branchiostomatidae. The record is from RefSeq and is a predicted model, not a curated record. The transcript has 4 exons. Gene Ontology annotation, biological process: positive regulation of extrinsic apoptotic signaling pathway; TRAIL-activated apoptotic signaling pathway. Gene Ontology annotation, cellular component: CD95 death-inducing signaling complex; cytoplasm. Gene Ontology annotation, molecular function: caspase binding; death receptor binding.
ACCACCGGACCUCCCUACCGCAGCGCACGUAAACUAUAACAGCAAAUAUAUUUAAGUGUUUAAAUCUGUAUUUCUGCACGCUGUGGAAAUGGAUGACCAACUUCCCAAACAAGGCUUCAGCAUGACCCGAGUGCUGAACAGGCUGGCAGGGGAGGUCGGCUCUCGUCAGUGGAAGAAAAUCGCCAGAGAGAUCGGACUGACGGAUGCCGAAAUUGAUGCCAUUGAGGAUUGCGAGCGUACGAACCUGCACGAGAAGGCGUACCAGACGUUCCGCCGCUGGAGGAUGAAGAACGGCCGGCGGGCCACUCUGGACGCCCUGGCCGGACACCUGAGGGCCAUCAACAUGGCGGCUUUGGCAGACAAGCUGGAGGACAUCCAGAACCAAAAUGGAUUUCCUAAUCCGGUUGGAAAGCCACCCAAAUAGGCACUUUGGAGUCUGGACGUCGACUCUAUCCCUUUAUAUUUAG